CAGAGGCCGGAUGGGGGGCUUGUAAUUGUGAUGGAAAGAGGAAAUCAAAAGCAAGGGAAAGCAGCAAGGGAUCGCGGCUUCCUCCACUCCUUACUCCUUAGCUCAGCGUAUCGGAAAAGGAACGCAGCGGAAACAAUCGGCGGAGAAAGAUCCGGACUCCCUAUAUAUGUAUUUAUGUCCGCCUCUGCUUAGGGCGAUUCCAACACCACAAGGAAGAGAUGGAGAAAGAAAAUCACAGACCAAGCCCUUAAGUUCUUUGCGAUUUGCCAUUGAUUUUGAAGGUUUUUUUUUUCUCUUUUUUGGACUGCGACUCUUCUAUUUCAGUUUUCUUCUCUGAUUUUGGACUGCAACUUUUGGAGGAUUGAGAGAGAAGGAGAUCUGGGUAUCGGCAAAUUGAUUUAGUUUAUUUUCUUGUUAAUAGAUCGGUUCGGUUUUCAACAAACAGGUGAUCGAAAGCCCUAGUUCUUGAUUCUUUUGAUUUUUUUGCUUUUAAACUUUAGACCGUAGCCAUCUGGGUUUUGAAUACUCUGCGCAUCUUCGCUUCGUCAAUGGCAAUGAUCUGUUGCGUUGUGACUUUAGGAGGAACGGAAGUGUUUUGUUGAGUUAGUUAUGGUUGAAGAUUUCAAGUGAUUAUGAUUUUCCUUCUCUGCUGAUGGACGAUACCGGCUGUUUUGGUGAAACUGGUGGAGUUAUUGCUUGUUAUGGACUGCAUUUUAAUUUGUAGCCAUAUAGAUCGUUCUUUUUCAAGCCAUAUUUGAUAAGAUUUAUAUGAUUCAUGUCCUAUUAUCCCCUGUUUGUCUUCAGCCUUCUGGCAAUUCGUGAUCUAAAUUCAUGAAGGUGCUCAUACCUUGUUUCUGAAGUAGCUAUCAUCCCCCUUAUGGCUUUAAAUGCUAGGCUUGGCCAUUUAUGAUGUCAAAUAUCGAUUCAUUGCUUGUGCGUUGGGGGUUACAUUCUACUAUUUCUGUUCCAAAGGCAAUUACACCUAUUUCCAGUGGCAUUAGUGUUGAUCUGAUGUUAAAUGUCUCACAGUUUAGGUAGUGUGAGCACCUACUGUUUUAUGGAGCUUCUGGAAUUUUUUAAAACUCCACAUAUAACUUGCCACAAAUAUAUCUCUCAAUUAUUGGUGGGCAAAGGUGGAAGUAGGCUUAAAUUGAAAGGAUAUUAAGUUUUCUGUUUGUAUACAUGUAUGAUACUGCUACUAUAGUACAUUUUCAUAAAUUGCAUUGAGAUACUGAUGAAAAAUGCUUGUUAUAACCAUGUCAGGGAUGCUGGGUUUUGCAAUUACUUUUAGGAUUUUGUUCACUAGUAAUUCGCUUCUUCUCUUGCAUUGCAGGGUGAGCCUCUACCAUUGGAAUAAUUGGAAAUCUAGAGCAAUGGCUUCCUGCAAAACUUAUGGUCAGAAGCCUUUGGUUAAUGAUAGAGGAUUAUCAUUGGGUAGUAUGCAUGGUGUUGUAGGUUUGAAAUUCUCUAGCCUUAUCAACUCUGAUUUGACUUGGAAGAAGGCUGCAAAAGGCAACAGGACUUCGUCAAGGCGAGCUAGGAACUCGGUUUCUAGAAGCUGGAAUUCUGGUGAGGAUCUGAUAAAAAUGGAUUCCAACACUGUGGACAUGUCAUUUUCAGAAUCUGAGAAGCUUGGAGUAAGUGUUCUUGGGUGCCGCUUCAGUGAGAAUGCAGACCAUGUGCCUAUAAAGAAAAGGAAAUUAAAGUUCAAAUCACCUUCUCUGUCAUUUAUAGCCCCAUCUCAGCAUCUGGAGGAAAAUGAAAGGCUUCUAAGAAGUCAACCUGGAGUAGUUGAUUAUGCUGCUUCUGCAAGUGAUUUGGGCCAAACUGUUGAUAUUGAGCUUGAUGACAAGGAGAAGAACUUAGAGAAGGAAAAUAAGCAACUGAAUGAAAUGGAAGACUUCUCAGGCAUCUUCAUACUUGCAGCUGCUGCUUGCCGUGAUAGUUUUGGAGAAGUUAAUGAGGAGGGUUCUGAAGUUGAAGUAUCUUAUGUGCGUGAAGGUUCCUUGAUGAAAAAUCAACUGCAUCCUCUGCCAGAGAGGAAUUUUAAAGAUGACCUUAGUUCUGCCAAAGUUUCAAGUCAAGAAACUGGUUUCUCUAUUUCUAUGGUACAUUCAGAAAAGUUACCUUCCUCAUUAAGAAUGUACGAAGCUUCUACAGAUGAUAUCUUGCAGGCAAAUAAUGUUCAAAAUAAGUCUAUGGGGGACUGUUCUAUGGCAGUAGUAAAGGAUCACUUAACCAAGAACUUUGAGGAGACAGAUGGUGUGUGUGGGUUUUCUUCACAAGAUGAUCGUUCAUUUUGGGAUUUGAAUACUUCAAUGGAUGCAUGGUCAUGCCCUGUUGAUGAUCAAUGUGCAGAAUCUAAUAGUUUAGAUGGCAUCAUUGAAGAUGUGAAGGGUGAUAACUGUAGUAACAUCAUCGGGAGCUCAGAAAGUGGGAGCAUGACAAGGGGAAUUGGAGGUAUUAGAUGUCAUACUGAGAUGGAAUUGCCACCAGCUGAUCCUGGAGGGAUGGUUCAUGAGGAAAAGUUUGUUGAUGGGAUUAGUUGCUGUGGAGAGAAAUUGUCCUCUUCUGUUUCAGUUGAUAGUGUUACUGUAUCUGUUGACAGGAAUAAAAGUGCUUCAGCCCAAUGUUUAACGUUCAGCCCUACUAGUAACAGCAAAUGCUUAUCUGCACAUCAAAUUGCAGAGUUGAAUUCAAGUGAACAUAACCCCCAACCCUCUAAGACCAUCCCAUCUCUGAGCACUUCUAUUUCCAAGGCAAUUUGUGAUGCAGGUUCCUCUGAUGGUACUUCUGUAAAGAAUGAAGGUGGUUGUGGGUCUAUUGCAUGUGAAACUGUUUCCUCUGGUUUGCAGGUUGAGGAGGUGGACCUUGCUCCUUCUGUUACUUCUUCUGUUAAUACCAUCUGCAAGACUGAUGUUUUAAAUGAAGAUUCUAAGUGUGCCAAAGAGAAUUCUCUUUCUCAAUUCAAUGAUGUUGAAUUUCUCCCAUCUUCUUGUAUAGAUGUUGAGAUCCAGACCUUAAAUGGCAAUGUUUUUGAACAUGAUGAAACUGAUAAGAUAGAGUAUAAGGAAGUUGAGGAACUUGUUACAAAGUCUUCAGAAAUGUCUACAGCAUUGUCACACAUUCCCUCUGAUGCAUAUCAAAAAAGCUCAAAGGAUAUUGUAAAUAGUUUUGAUAAUAUGGCUGUAGAAGAACCUUCCGACAAUGGUUAUAAUUCUGAGUCUUCUCAUGACGCUCAUGCUUGCAUGAAAGCAAGUAGGUGUGAGGUGGACUAUGAUUCUCAGUAUGAAGAUGGAGAAGUGAGGGAAUCUAUGGAGCAUACUUGGCAAGAACAUAAUGGUGAGCAUAUAGAAGCCACACAACCAGAUUAUAGUUCUGACAAUGAGAAUUCGGGUUCUGCUGCUGAAAAAAUCAUGACAAAUACACAUCGAAUGGAUUUCAAAUCUUGUUUGAGUAAGUUGAGAGGAAAAGAUGUGAUCAAUGUGGUUAAAACGGGUUGUAACAAUUACAGCAAAUUUAGUAUUGGUGACAAGGAGAUUACAGAUGACAGGACUUAUACCAGGAAGGAGGAUAGCAGGAUUCGGGCUAGAAAUGAUAAUGUCUGGAAAAAUGAUCACACUGAUGGUGCAGUUGGACCAGAUGCUGUUGAUCAGACUAGGGUGGCAGAGUCAAGAAAAUUCAGAAGGGAGUUUUGUUCUCACAUAGAGGAGCGAGCAUUCAGUGACAUACACUUUAGAAGGGACAGGGGUAGAUAUGGUCAGGAUCCUCAUGCGAGAAGUCGAGGAGAUGAUCGUUCGACUGAUCCUCGAGCCAGCAGUAGGGGCUUAAAGCACCACCGUUCAACUGAGUACCGCGUUCCUGCCUCUUUCCAUCACCGUGGGCGAACAAAAGGCUUGCAUCAUCGUGUCACAAGAAGCAGGUCACCAGAUGCUAGAGAUGAGGUUCUUGGUAGGCAUCAGCAUAUUAGAUCGUCUAGGAACCUUAGUCCUGGUUGGCAUGUAACUCUUGGAAAGGGCACGUCUAUGAGAUAUGGUCUGCAAGUUGAAGCCAGAGGCCCCAGGCGUAGGUACCAUCGUUCUGAAGUUGAUGAGUGCUGCCAUUCUUCCAUUGCACAUAGACAUCCUUUUGCCAAGAGAGAGAGAAGUUUUUCUCCAGUUAAAAGAAGGGAUCCUCAAGUACCUCAAUCUCACUCAAAAUCUUCUUCAAGAUCUAGAAGUCAAUCUUCGAGCUCCAUGAAUCCAUGCAUUAGAUCCAGAAGUAAAUCCCCCAAUUUUGGAUCUGCUGUCAGAAUGCAAAGGGUGAGAUCAUCUGAUCGGAGGCCUGGUCUGUCAGUUGAUCAUAUGAGAGGAUUUAGAACAGCAAGAAGAGAUCAUUGUUCCCCACAUCGGAAUACCAGAUGGGCUGUUGAUGGGAAGGAUAGUGUUUUUCAUUUUAGGGAGCAGAGUUAUAAUACACAUUCUUCAUUAGGCCGGAGAUCAAUGGGAAAAUUUGCCCAACAGGAUGACAGGUUUGUUUUUGCUGACUCGUCACGAAGCUUCAGGUCUGUGCACCCAAGAAGAUUCAUGGAGAUGAGUGGACCUGGUGGAAGAAGUUUAAGGUAUGAAGAGAGUGAUGAUGAUAGGGGCAAGCGUCGUUAUAGAUCUGGGCUAGCUCAUUCUGCAAAGCAAAAUGACAUGGAGGGACCAGUGAAGCGCUUCCGUUAUAAUGUCGCAGACAGUUAUGUCUCUCGUUAUAGGAACGCUCCAGAUUUCUUUGGCAAAGAUACUCCCAAGUGCCAUGGCAGGAUCAUCGAUAGCCAAAUUGGUGAUAUACCAGGGAAGUUCAAGGAAGAUAGAGUGCCAUUUACAUAUCAAAGAGAAGCGAAGUAUGAUGUUGAUUCCAAGUCAUCUGGGGUGCAAGAAGGUGAGGAUGAGAUGGCUUGAAGGUGAUGAUCUUCGUGACCUGUGCCUCCACUUCUUUCGUAGUGAGCUUGGUCUACUGUGGGCAAACCAGUAGGUAGAUGGGGUAUACAUUAAAUGAAGUAACCUUUUGCAUUUUCAGUGAAAAAUUAUUUAGAUCCUUACAUCUCUCAUCGCGAGCUUUCUUUUUUCUAUACAAGUUCUAAAUUAUUUUCCUUUUACGAAUUUUUCUAAGGGCUUAUUAUUUUUCCCUUUUUAUUUAUUAAUUCUCUUGUAGCCGAUUUUGGGUGACAGGCCAAUGAGUUUUGUCAAAUCAAUGAAAUGUCAAUAUAUUUUUACCA
Molecule: messenger RNA, 5242 nt
Organism: Manihot esculenta (cassava)
Lineage: Eukaryota; Viridiplantae; Streptophyta; Magnoliopsida; Malpighiales; Euphorbiaceae
Exons: 3
Coding region: 1242-4925 (1227 amino acids)
Source: RefSeq, a predicted model, not a curated record